Messenger RNA from Pseudopodoces humilis (Tibetan ground-tit), 1927 nucleotides. NCBI's taxonomy places the organism in Eukaryota, Metazoa, Chordata, Aves, Passeriformes, Paridae. The record is from RefSeq and is a predicted model, not a curated record.
GCCGCUGCCGUCGCGGCUCCGCUAAAGUUUUCUCCGAGUGCGCCGGACCCGGUCCCCACCGGUCCCGAGAUGCGUUCGGGAGCCGCCGCGAGCCCAGCCCCGACAGCUCUGUCCCAGGAGUCCCCGUGACCAGGAAUCUUGCACAGGGUUGCCCACAUGCCAGGGCCGUCACCACCAGGGUGGAGAAGCUGCUGAGGGCCAGUAGGAAGCCGUGUGUCCUGCGCUGUGUCCUAUGCAUGUGGUCCAGAGGAGGGAUGUCCCAGCCACAUCUCUUUACCCUCCUGUUGCUGCUGCUCUGCUGCCAGGGCCCCUCUGCCCAGAUCACGGAUAAUGUCGUUGAGAGAUGGAAGGAGUACAGCGAAGAGUGCCGGCGUAACAUGAGCCGCCUGCCUGCGCCCACAGAGCUGGUCUGUAACCGCACCUUCGACAAGUUCUCAUGCUGGCCUGACACGAUGCCCAACAGCACAGCCAGUGUGCCCUGCCCCUGGUUCCUGCCCUGGUACCAGAAAGUGAAGCACAGACACGUCUUCAAGACCUGUGGGCCAGACGGACGGUGGGUGACAGGGCCACGGGGACAGUCCCUGCGCGAUGCUACACAGUGUGAGCAGGAUGACGAGGACCUAAAGGCGCAGGAAAAAUUUGCCAAGACCUAUGGCAGCUUCAAGGUGAUGUACACUGUGGGCUACUCUGUGUCCCUGUGUGCACUGCUGCUUGCCCUGGCCCUGCUGCUGGGCUUCAGCAAGCUGCACUGCAUGAGGAACUACAUUCACAUGAACCUCUUCGCCUCCUUCAUCUUGAAGGGCGUCUCUGUGCUGGUCAUUGACGCCCUGCUCAAGACCCACUACAGUGACAAGAUCGAUGGCUACAACGUGCAGGUCUGGCUGAGCGACGAGGCAGCCGCAGGCUGCCGGGCAGCCACGGUCUUCAUGCAGUACGGCAUCGUGGCCAACUAUUGCUGGCUGCUGGUGGAAGGCAUCUACCUGCAUAACCUGCUGGUGGUGGCCGUCUUCUCCGAGAGGAGCUACUUCACCCUCUAUCUGUGCAUCGGCUGGGGGGCGCCCAUGCUGUUCCUGAUUCCCUGGGUCAUCGUGAAGUUCCUCUACGAAAACAUACAGUGCUGGUCCACGAACAACAACAUGGGCUUCUGGUGGAUCCUUCGCUUCCCCGUGUUCCUGGCCAUCCUGAUCAAUUUCUUCAUCUUCAUCCGCAUCAUUCAGAUCCUUGUUUCCAAGCUCCGUGCACACCAGAUGCGCUACACUGACUACAAGUUCAGGCUGGCCAAGUCCACACUGACACUGAUCCCACUGCUGGGCAUCCACGAGGUGGUCUUCGCCUUCAUCACAGAUGAGCAUGCCCAGGGCACGCUGCGUUACGUCAAGCUCUUCUUCGACCUCUUCCUAAGCUCCUUCCAGGGGAUGCUAGUGGCCAUUCUCUACUGCUUUGUCAACAAGGAGGUGCAGGCAGAGCUGCUGAAGCGGUGGCAGCGCUGGAAGCUGGGGAAGGACCUGGCUGAGGAGUACAAGCACACCUACAGUCACGGACCCAGCACCCGCAAUGGCGCUGGCAGCACCUGUGAGAAGCACCAGCUGGUGAGUGGCUGCACCAACGGGCUGGGGCGCAGCCUGGCCCCCCACCCCAGCUCCCAACGCCUGGAGAGGAGUGGGCGCAGCACUGCCGAGCACCUCGCCCUGGGGGGCCAUCACCACUGCUAUGAGUUUCCCGAGACCACGGCUGAGAGCCACUUCUGAACCCGCAGCCAGGCAGGAGGGCUGUGCUGAGCUGCUGGGAUGCCACCGUUCCCUGCCCUGACCUCCCCAGGUGUUGGCAGGCACUGGGACCUGCCACCCUGGUGAGGGUGCUGCAUUGGGCACAUGGACAAUGGACACAGUGAGGCAGGCAAGUGGGACCUGGACCUCUAGAAGGGGGA